UUAAACAAUGAUUUUGUGUUUCUUAGGUGAGGAAUUCGACCAAGAGGUGUUGAAAGAUUGGUCCUAAAAAGAACUAUUCAAGAGUUCAUUCACCUAUUCUCACUAGAACUCUUGUAAGGAAGAUGGCUGACGAAGCUAAUUUAGAGAAGGUAGCUCUGGAAAAUCGUGUUGAAAAUAUGGAAAAUACUUUGAAGGAAUUGAUGGCUUCCUUCCAAUCUCUUCAAGCAACCUUAGUCACAAGGGCACCUUUGACAACAAAUCCCUUGUUUGAAGGAAAUGUUUCUGUGGCAAAUCUCCCUAUCGCCAUAUCUACUCUUGGAAAGGAGCCAAUGUCAUCGUGCCCACCAAAUCCAACUAUUAGUGGAACUUCUGGGAUAAAACCAUUUGAUUUAAAUGCUGGUGUUGCUACAGCCCAAUCUAAUGAUCAAGAAGAGACUCGAGUUGACAAGUCAAUCACAGAGGAUGAAGACAAGGCAAUUAAAGCAAAGGUGCAGUUGAUGGAGGAAACAAUAAAAUCGAUGCAAGGUGUCCAAACCAAUAAACUGGUUAACAUCUCAUCUUUGUGCUUUUUUCCAAACAUUCAACUGCUCCAUCAGUUUAAAUUGCCUGAGUUUGAUAAGUACAAUGGCACUGGUUGUCCUUAUGCCCACUUGACGAUUCUGACAGGUCCUGUAGAUGCUUGGUUUUUUACUUUAGACAAAAGUAAGGUCAAAAGUUGGCAUGAAUUGUCUUACAAUUUUAUGAAGCAGUAUGAAUACAAUACAUCACUAGCUCCUAGUAAAGAAGAUCUUCAAAGGGCAGAAAAGAAACGAAGUGAGAACUUUAAGGAAUUUGUUCAGAGAUGGCAUGGAUUGGCUGCUCAAGUUCAACCUCCACUGACUAAUCAUGAAUUAAAACAAGUGGAGGAUGGAAUCAAGUCUAGAAUUAUCAUGGAUUAUCAAGCAAUGAAGAGUCUCCUUGAACAAUACCAAAAUGGUAGUUUAGGGGCUUCUAGUUCAAAGAAGGUUGGCCAGAAUCAAAAGAAGGAAGAUGAGAAUGGCUCUAUAAGCUCAGUUUAUGAGGCAUAUGGAAGAAAUAAACAAUCACAUGGGCAGUUUGAUAUGUUUCGAAAAUUAGUAGCAGCUGGAAUUGUUACUCUCGUACCUAUGGUGCCAUUAAAUCCACCAUUUCCAACAUGGUAUAACUCACAAGCAAGAUGUGAAUACCAUAGUGGAGGUGUUGGACAUGACCUUGAAAAUUGUCUUGCUUUAAAGCAUCGUCUCCAAGAUCUGAUAGAGGCAAAGGAGUUACAGAUUACAUCAAAACCCGAACUUGUUGGUCUGAAUAUCACUAAAAACCCCCUACCAACACAUGAUGGUUCAACAAUCAACAUGAUCGAGAAGGAUUUUGAGGAAGGUCAAGAGGUGGCUACAGUUACUCUCACCAAUCAAGUUUCAUCAACUCCUAGAUAGCCUUUAAUAUUGAAGGGACUAGCGCUUACAGUUCCACUCAAACAAGGUUGAUCUUAGAACUGCUACUGAUGAGGGCUUGAAUAAGUGAACAAUGGAGUUUUUCCCUAUUACUAUCAGUUUGGAAUAAAAUGUGUCCAUCAUGUUAGUUUUCAUUUGCAUUUUCCAAACUCCUUUCAUAUUGCAAUUUGAAUCUUUGUUCUUCAUGUUUUAAUUCAUAGUUUUUCAGUUCUUGAUUUUAUACUUCCAUGAGUUCAAUUGUUAAUGAACUUGAAUUCAAUUU
Messenger RNA from Rubroshorea leprosula, 1731 nucleotides. NCBI's taxonomy places the organism in Eukaryota, Viridiplantae, Streptophyta, Magnoliopsida, Malvales, Dipterocarpaceae. The record is from the annotation of a GenBank genome assembly.